UGACUGGUAAAGUGUGUCGUUGAAUCCAAUUUCAAUGGCAGCAACCACUUACUCAGAAAGACCAUUCUAUUUCCAUCAUUCCAUUUCUUCUCGUUAACCAUAUCACACGCUAUUCUAUUCCAAAAUCACCAUGACAAACCCUAAAUUAUUUUCCAGCGGAAUCGAGCUUGCAUCUUUCGUAACGAGUUCUCGCAUCCUCUGUAAAUCAUGGAAUACUAUCUCAUCAUCUGAACCUGAUAAUGAAGAUAUUGUUUCAUAUAAUGGUAUAGGACUAUCUUGGAAGGUUGACUCGGGUUCAGAUUUUACAAUUAUAGCGUUUAAUGCCACCGUAGAUUCUUCCAAUGUUGAAUCUGCUGAUUUAGUUUCUUCUUCUGAACUUAAGGAGGAAAAUUUCCUUGAUUUUGAGUUUUUGUGUUCCAGGAGUAUUCCAAAUUUCUCUCUUAAUGAAACUGCAGUUUCACUCUUUCGUCGAAAUUAUCAGGAGUUUGAUAGGUUGAAAUCCCAGAUUAAUAGUUCCAAUCCACGGACUUCGAUGAUUGUUACUGGACAUGGUCUCGGAGGAUCAAUUGCUUCUCUCUUUAUUAUAUCACUAUUACAUAGCAUUGGUUCAGGAAAGAAUCGUCCACUCUGCAUCACCUUUGGUUCACCCCUUGUUGGUGAUAGGAGAUUGAAUAAAGCCAUAUCUCGUAGUUCUAUUUGGAAUUCUUGCUUCAUACACGUUGUAUCACACAAAGACCCACUUCCAAGGCUCUUCAUUACAAAUCAAACCAGUUCCUACAUGCCUUUUGGAACAUUUAUCAUGUGUUCUGAUGCAACCUCUUUUGAGAACCCUGAUUCUAUCUUGGAAAUAUUCGUGGCAUUAGCCUCAGUCCAUGAUAAAAAUCAAGGACUUGAAUCUGUUGAUUAUGGAAAUAUAGUAAAAAAUCUCUAUCUUAAAGCAACAUGCAUAGGUUUUUCCACUCAGGCUGAAAACACGACUGAACCAGACUCUCUAGCAACUGGUAUUAGUUUGCAGUUGCGGGCACUAGGAUUGACACCAAAUAUGCAGGUGGGGCAACAAGAAAACAUUGAUAUCAAUGCUCUGGAAAGAAAGUUGACAGAACUAGAAGAAAAAUUCAUCCUGCAGAAGAAGAUAUUGUUUGAGCCAUCCAAGAAAUUGAACGACAUUAAGAUACAAAUGGCCUAUCUUGAAUGGUAUAAAAAGGAAACUAAGAAUCUACAAAUAGGGUACUAUGACAGCUACAAAAACAUGAACACACCAUUUGACCAUGAUGUUGUUGAGUUCCAUAGAAAGCUCACUAGUUACUGGGAAAAGAUGGUUGAAGAAGUUGAAAUGAAGCCUCAAAAAGAAGGUGCAGCUUUUCGUACCCGUUGGCUAUAUGGUGGGACUACUUACAGGAGAAUGGUUGAGCCUCUAGCUAUUGCUGACUUCUAUAGAGAAGGCGGUAAAGACUACGUUAAUAAUAAAAGGUCCAAGCAUUUCAAACAGUUGGAUGAGUGGUUGAUGGAAGAGUCAAAAACUGCCAAAAGCGAUAUAAACCGUACGAGUAGAAAGAAUGUAGAAGCUAUUUUGACUAUAGAUUCUUGCUUUUGGGCGCAUGUUGAAGAGGCUCUCCUUUUAUGCAGAGAGUUGAAGGUUGUCAAAGAGAAAGAAGAGAUACUAAAGAAAUUGUUUGAAUUUGAGGAGUAUGUAUAUCAGUUGCUCAAAGAUUAUGCAGUGUCUCCUGAUAUUUUUCUGCCACAAAGCCGUUAUAUUCGAUGGUGUAAUGAGUAUAAAGCAAUUAAGGGAUCUUCAUACACUUCAUCGCUCGCGAAUUUCAUGAACGAUGGUACAAAGAUUAAGCAGUAUGCUAUUGGUGCUUAUGAUUUCCCUUGAAAUGUAUUAGCCAUUUACUACAUCAGUCUCAUUUUAGAACUUUUUUGUGAGUUAAAAUGGUGCUUUUAAUAGGGGACAGAGUUAGAAAUAAAUAGUAUGUAUCAUAUGUGUGUAUUAGAUUAUGAUUUUAAUAGCUUGUGUAUUAGGGAUGAGUGACAGAUACACCUACAAAUAUUUCUGAUUCUGUAAUGUUGUACAGUAGACCUUUUUUUUUGGGUGCAGAAACAUAUGAUAAACUAUGGUGCAUGUAUAGUAGAAGUUUAUUUUUAGAAAGAACAAUAUUUCUAUUGUGUACUAAAGUAUAUAUGAAAACAAUAUUUCUAUUGGACAAGUGAGAAAGUGAAAGAACUAGAUAAUUCGGGAUUUAAAUUUUGGUGAACUGGAAAAAUUAGAUCGAGAAAUGAGGUGGAGAUUAUUGUGGACAAGGAGGGGAAAAAAGAUAUUGUGGAUGCAAAAAGAAUAGGAGAUCAAAUCAUAUCGUUGAAAUUUGUAGUAGAACAAGA
This is a messenger RNA of Vicia villosa (hairy vetch), 2379 nucleotides long. RefSeq names its product senescence-associated carboxylesterase 101-like. The transcript is spliced from 4 exons. NCBI's taxonomy places the organism in Eukaryota, Viridiplantae, Streptophyta, Magnoliopsida, Fabales, Fabaceae. Gene Ontology annotation, molecular function: carboxylic ester hydrolase activity. Gene Ontology annotation, biological process: defense response; lipid metabolic process. The record is from RefSeq and is a predicted model, not a curated record. Bases 131 to 1876 code for a protein of 581 amino acids.